CGCGGGUGGAGGGGGCGGUUCCUCGAGUGUCAGCAGCCGGAGGGUGGGCAGGCUGGCGGCAGGUGCCGCCGAGGCCGCUGCCGCAGCCUCCUGCGAGUCCCGGGUCUCCUCGUCGUCCGACGGUGAUGAGCUGGACUCCCUCGGGGGCUGCACCUGCCGGCUGCCCAUCACCCGGAGCCUCCCGGCGUGACCUCGGCCUCCUCGUGCCCGAUCCUCGCGGCGUGGUUGUGCCCCUGAGAGGCAGGGGCAGCGGCCUCCUCCGCCCCGAGUCCUAGCUCGGGGGCAGCACGGGGAGAGCGCCUGGCCCCCUCCCCUCCCCCGUCCGCUGUCCUCAAUGUCUCCCCGGCGGGGAGGGGGCUGCCUGGGAGACGCGCUGAGCGGCCCCCCCCGGAGGCCCGUCGGCCGCAGCAGCAGCGCUCAGCCCGGCGCCCCGCAGCCUUGCCCGGCGGCGGCGGCCUGGAGGAGCCUCGCAGCCGCCGCCGCCCCCGGAGCCUCGCAGCCGCCGCCGCCACCCGGCGCCCGAGGAGAGGGCGGCGGGCGCCCCCCGGGGAAGAUGAAGGCGGAGGGCGGCGAUCACUCCAUGAUCAACCUGUCGGUGCAGCAGGUCCUGAGCCUCUGGGCCCACGGGACGGUGCUGAGGAGCCUCACGGAGAUGUGGUACUGGAUCUUUCUCUGGGCUCUCUUCUCCUCUCUGUUUGUCCAUGGUGCUGCAGGAGUGUUGAUGUUUGUGAUGCUGCAGAGACAUAGGCAGGGGAGAGUAAUCUCUGUCAUUGCAGUCAGCAUCGGAUUUCUGGCUUCUGUAACUGGAGCAAUGAUUACUAGUGCAGCAGUAGCGGGCAUUUACAGAGUCGCAGGGAAGAACAUGGCCCCUUUGGAAGCCCUGGUGUGGGGCGUUGGACAGACUGUACUGACAUUAAUCAUCUCCUUUUCAAGGAUCCUCGCCACACUUUGAGGUUUCUGUGGGAAUGUCUUACUUCACAUAAGGAAACAGAUGUACAGAGUCUCUGAAAAUGGCAUUGUUAACAGGUGGGAAUGAUACUGUACAAGAAUUUGGAAGGAGCCGGCAGAAGCUAAGGCCUUGAGCUGCAUGGAAAGAUUGCCCUCUGGUGUUCGAGUGAUUGCACUACCGCACUGCACCUCACGUGCCUCCGUCCCAGGCAAGGCCAACGACACUGAGAAGCUGCAAGAAAAAGCACCUUGUUUAGCUGCCAAAUCAGGUUAACAUGGGUGUUGAAUCAUCGUUUAUAACAGUGUUGAGUUACAGGGACGUUUCGAGGAAUUGAUAUAUGUGCCAAACUCUCUUCUUUUUUUAUAAAUUGAUCAUGUGACAAUUUGCAAGUGUAGAUGAGUGCUGUGAACAUGUUUAACAUGAAUUCAGGUAACGUAGUGAGAUUUUUGUUUUGUAACGCUAAACCCUGUAUGAGUGCUGAAUACCGAAUCAUUUAAUAGGAGGUAAAUUAUUUGAUUUUUAAUGUUAAACAUUUCUGGGAUUAGGGCUUUAAUAUGCCUAGGCAUUAUUGUUAUUUAAUUUAUGUGGAAAAUAAUAAUGGAAAACUAGCUAAACUCUUUUAAAGACUCAAAGUAUAUCUGUAGGGCGCAUCCUUUUCACUAAUUUAAAUAACACUUCUAAUAGUCUCCCUCAUACAUAAAUGUUCUAUUGAGAUGAAUUCAAAAACUCUAUGGGUCACACACACUGAUUGUAGUUUGUGUGCAUAAAAAUAUAAUUUGAAAAUAAAAAUUUUCAUAUAAAUUUUGUUAGAAAAGAAGUCUGAAAUGCAUGUUGCAUUAUUUGACCCUUCUAAAGAAAAUUUUUGCCAUGUAUAUCAUGGAGAAAACAUCUUUACAACUAGUAUCUCAGUGGGAUUAUAUUACUUGUUGAUAUGUCUUGAUUUUUGACAAAAUGUAAACAGUCUUUCAUUCUGGAGUAUUAACUAUAUUUAAAGAUGGCCUAAAUUAGGCUGUGAAAACAAAAAGCCACAUUUGUAGAUAAGUAGUAAGUUAUAUAGGAAGAGUAAUAAACUCUUUGAAUAUGUGGUAACAUAAUUUCGCUAAGUAAAAAUUGGGGAAUUUAGUAAAUAAUUUUUAAACUUGGCAACUCAUCUCAGCGUAUCAGAACAGUACUAAACAUAUCUUUAAGUGAUUCAUCUUAGUUUUUCAGUUCUUGAUUUAUGCUGUUGUUUAAGUUUAUUAGAAUGUGUGAUGACUAUUGGAAAUGAAAAAUUCCUUAGUAUAAAACAUUUUAAGGGGUUUUGGCAAUAUAUACUUGUUUUUAAGAGUACAGCAAUGAAGGGAAACAGAACUUUAUUGAACUUAUCUCCUGCUGAGAUUUUUUUUUUAGUACCAGGUACAAUUACAAAUGUGCUAACUCAAAGGAAGAGCCACUGCAGAGAAUAUGAAGAUCAAUCCAGAAAAAUAAUUGGCACCCUCUAGCCUUGCUGUUUUGUAACCUGUUUGAUAAAAAAGUAGGUUUCUAUUAGGUCCCAUUUAAAUUUAAGAUCUUUGUUACCCAUGCCACUUUUCCUUCACCAAAAUGCAGACUAUAUCAACAACUCAACAGUGAAGAGUUCAGGGGGGUUACUUUUACCAGUGGGAAAGCCAGUUUGGGGGAGUUUCUCAUGAUGUGGCUUGGAAAUUUGUUUUAAAGAAAAACAGUUAGCAGCUGUGCACUCUUAGAGAUCAUUGAAGUAAAAAAAUGACUUUUUAAUUAUGUAUAACCCUGAAAUUAUUUUCAUGUGUUCUUUAUAUUCUUGAUAUUUUCCCAAAUUAAAUUUAGGCAUAAAUUUUCCAAA
Molecule: messenger RNA, 2789 nt
Organism: Hipposideros armiger (great roundleaf bat)
Lineage: Eukaryota; Metazoa; Chordata; Mammalia; Chiroptera; Hipposideridae
Gene: TMEM170B
Product: transmembrane protein 170B
Exons: 3
Coding region: 335-952 (205 amino acids)
Biological process (GO): negative regulation of canonical Wnt signaling pathway
Cellular component (GO): plasma membrane
Source: RefSeq, a predicted model, not a curated record